CAUUUGUCGCUCGCGAGUGAUGCCGGUUGUUUUAGUCCUGCUUAUACACCUAAUUUUACGCGUGUACAUACAUGCAUACAACGAUAUAUAUCGUUCAUUCAACAGUGAAAAGCGAAUCAACCGGGCGCUUUGUUAGUGUGUGUAAUACCUACUCGAUUCUGAUCAAUCGACGAUCGAAAUUCUGUCGCUGACAUCAUAGGCUUUUGUGUAACUGGCCAUCAUCAACAAGUGGUGCGCGGAUAUUACGCGUCUGUACAGAAUAGAUACAGUUACGUGCUUUGUGAUGAAUUUUUUUGUGCGUAAACGCUGAUCGCACAUAGCUCUACGUGUAUGUACACAUUAUAAUGAAAGAACACGAUUGUCUUAUACGGUUUAAAAUUAGCCAGUUUUAGCCUGAGAAAUCACGAAGAUAUCUAGCUGUCAAGGUUAAAAGACACUGGUCAUUUAUGUUCCCACAUUUCGAUGCAACGGAGGCUGCGAACCGCUGGCGGGACAUCAGCUGGGACAAAGAUGUUGAUCUUUCGGAAGUCAAAUGGCCGAAAGAAGACGAAACGAAGAACGUAAAUAAAAUAGAUUACAAUGAGUUUUACCUUGAUGAACUUGAGAGUCCUUAUGAAGAACCUCAGAAAGAAAGUGGUGACAGUCAUUUUCUAAAAGCAAAUUUUAGACUAAAGAAUUGCAACAGUGGUAUCAAUUUUGCGUACAUUCAUGAUCAAGAUAUGAAUUACUAUCAAGAACCCACUAGUUACUAUCAUGGCAAUUAUGGCCGUGAUAGUGAGGUCAGGGACUUCAAUCACAUGUCGAUGCUUGGAAGUAUUCCUGAACCAAGCAGGUCCGAGGAGAAUGACUUAGGAUAUGAUCCAGACUAUGAUGAGGAAGUCAAUAAACUAUUGGAAGAAGUGGAAGAAGAAUUACUUGAAGAGGAUUCUACAGUUCCAAAGGCUGAAAACGUUACAAUUGUAAAGGCUGACAGAGACCAAUAUGAAGAUUUUUAUGACGAGUUUGCUCCUGAGGAGCCAAUUGGUGAAAUCCCAUUGUGGUACUCGAAAAAUCUUGACAGAAAACAACAGCUUGCUAUAGAACGCCUGAGAAGUUUGAGCUUACUUGUUAGUUAUGCAAGUCGAAAAGCAUGGGAACAUAUAAAACGAAUUGAACAUGAUCAUCAUACACCCUUCUGCAAAAUAAAUCCACCAAGGCAUCCGCCAGUAAACAAACCUUGGCAAAAUUACUGGAAAUUCAGAUGUAAUACUAAGUGCAAAGUUGAUCCACCAGAACCAAACCAUGCUCAUACUGCUGACUGUGAAGAGAUACUGCUGGAACAUUUUCCAACAAAUGUUUCAACAAAAACUAAAAAUAUCAUGCGUACAGAAUUCCCUGAUCAUGUAAUGCGUACUGUGGAGCUAUUCCAAAAUUUUGUAAACGCAACAGCAAAAACGAAUCCAUAUUUGGAUUCUGAUGUAGUCCCUGAUACUACAUACGAAAGACCAAGUUGGACCGAAAUAAGAGUGAGAGUUAAUUACAAAAAUGAAAUAUUACUGGUUGCUUAUGGAAAAGCGGUUACUCCCUUAUUAGAACCUUUGAAAAAGGUUUUCAAGUACGGAGUAGGAAGAACUUGCAAUGUUGUAUCGCUAUCGUGCAUAAAUAGCCUAUGGUCUCUAAGAAAAUAUAAACCAAACGGACCUGCUCCCAAACAUCUGUACGGAACAAUAGAUUUGAGAGACAAAGUUGGACCAAUAAUAAUAAAUUAUAAUGCAGAGAAUAAAAUAACAUUUAAUUCUGCAGAAUCAGAGCAGUUAGGAAGAGUAAUGAUGGAGUAUUUAAAUCCAACUCCAGAAACCACUGUGAUAGAUAUUGGGUGUGGUAUUGGUGUAUUGAGUCUAAUGCUUGCAACGAAAUGUGACAAAGUUAUUGGUUUAAGUCACGAGAGUAAUGAUAUUAAACUUGCGGAUCAACUCAUGAAGCUUAAUAAAAUCCAUAAUGCUUCAUUUAUUUCCUGCACAACAAAAGAUGUUUUUACCAAAUGCUCAUCAUUGGUCAAGAAGAAUAUAUCAGUUGCCGUGCUUAAUCUAGCUACACCUUUUGGAAAAAGUCCUGAUGUUAUGAAGUCUUUACGAAAUUUACCUACUGUAUGGAGAGUUGCAUUAUAUGGUACAUUUUCCAAAGAAUUUCAAAAACACAUAACAAUCUUAACAUCAAGUGAUCAUCACAUGGGUGAUGAGUUCUUACCCAUGCAAGCAUGCGUGGUAGAGAAGUCUCCGACAAUGCCUGAAGAUUUUCAUAUUGUCGUGGUAUUCGAGAGAAAAUCUUUAAUUGAACCAUCUGUAGAUUUGAUUGGAUUUGGUCCAACGCUCAACUUAAAGGAAGAUUCUGAUUCCAAAUGUGUGAAACCUGUAGUAAUUCCUGAUGUCAAAACUUCUGAAAUUGUAGGCAAAGGAUAUGGGAAAUUCCGCCAGUAUGACAGUCCAGCGCUUCCAAAAGGUAGUAAAGGUGAAAAUGUGACAGCUGUAAUUGCACCACCACCAUCUAACAAUGACGAGCCGACAAGUGUACUGCCUCCAGAUUAUGGUAAACCAGUAAAAAUUUUCCCACCAUUAGAUAUAGCCAAGUUGUACGAACCGAGACCAGACCCAGUCGUACACAGACAGCUAAAAAAGAUUUACGACAGUCCAUUAUUACCAAAAAGUAACGAUUCAACUAGUGCCGAAUCAAAGAAGUCUGAUGGCUCAACUAUAGAUAUAGCCAAGUUGUAUGAAUCGGUACCUAACCCAGUUACGAACCGAUGUCUUAAAAAAAUGUACGAUAGUCCAUUAUUACCAAAAAGUAACGAUUCAAGUAGUGCUGAGUCAAAGAAAUCUGAUAGUUCAUUCUUAACAAAAUCUAUCAAAGCCGAAUCGGACGUUCCAUCAAGGACGUCUAACGAUCCACGGUGCGAUUUUCUCUCAGACAUGAAGCCUUUGUCUCCUGCACCUACUGAUCCACGGCGUGGAUUCUCGUCGAGAUCGGACUCCUCGUUGCCUCUAUCCACUGAUCCACGAUGCGAUUUUUUAGAAGAAGCAAUCACUUUCAACCCGAAUCGGGAGCCUUUUGAUCAGAAAAAAGUGCCUAUACGUAAAAAGGAACGAAAUAAUCCGGGUUCAAUGAGACCAAAAAAAGAAAAUCGCUUCGAUUAUCCUUCUAUUAAAAAAGAAAAACAAAGUUUUCCAAAUUCAUCAUCAUCGCAAGACUCGAAUUCCAGAUCUCCUCCACCUAUGAAGAAAGAACCGCGAAUCGAAGCUCCGACUCAGACUGCAAUCACUAGAAAAGCGUUCAAUAUCCCUUCAACAUUCAAAACAGAGACUGUCGACUCUACUACGUUUCCUGUGAAGAAGGAAACUCGAUUUGAUAGUCCACCUCUCCCUGGUUAUUUUCCUCCAAAGCACAGUGCACGGCCACCAGAUUAUGUUGCGCCCCCUGCUAAUUUCUACGUACGCCCACCGGGAUUCAACAUACCUCCACCGAGCUUCAACGUACCUCCACCGGGUUUCAGCAUACCUCCACCGGGUUUUAUGGCGCCUGCACCUGGCUUCAUGCCGCCUGCUCCAGGCUUCAUGCCACCUACACCAGGCUUCAUGCCACCUACACCAAGCUUCAUGCCUCCUGCACCAGACUUCAGUGUACCCCCGCCGCUUCCCAAACAAGAGAGUCUGCGCUCUUCCGUUGAGAAAGAAGAGGGAAAACUGAGUCCGGACAGUACUUUUAAUAAGUUACCCAAGCAGAAUUCCGAUGCAAGCAGCAAACCCGAUGAUGUCUUUCUCGAUGCUAUCAUUAAAUCCGAGCCUAUGGAAUUGGACGAAGACUGCAACGAAGAGAAAUUGCCGAGAGAACAACCGCACAGUAGUGUCCAGAACAAUGAAUUAGAGAAAUCCAAAGGUGACCCCAAGGAGGUGACACCGAAGCAGGAGCCAACACAAACCUUCCCUGUGGUGCGUAUCAAAAGCGAACCCAUCGAUCCUAGCGAGCUUUCUGAUCAUACUAACGAGCCUCCCACCUCGACCGAGCUUCCUGAUUCUACUGAGCUCCCAGUGCGCAUAAAAACCGAACCUAUCGACGAAGAUGAGCCAGUGACGACAACGGAGUUGCCUCCUCCUACUAAAAUAAAGCAAGAGAUGCUCUCGCCUACCUUGGACCGAGAAGCUUUCAUGAAUAUGCCUACACCGGUGCAUCGCCCUGCCUCUCUGGUUGAGAGAGACCGAAACUCAGUAUCACCACCUCCAGCCUCGGCUAAUUUCAAGACGAUGGAUGGAUUCGAAUUCUCGGUCCAACCCAAUCAAUCGUACUUGUCCGGGAUGGCCAGCACGACCGUGAAGAAGGAAAUUGAAGUGGAAGAGGGAGAAUUGGAAGACCAAGAUGAAACACCUAUAUCGAAACCGUCUCAACCAGAUCCGGUUGUCACGGUAAAGCGAGAAGUGAGCCCCGAAAAGUUCGAGGAAAAGCCACCAAUCAUCAGGGUUAAGAAGCUCGGCAACAUCAGCAACUCCGAGGACGACGAAAUCAGCAUAAUUGCUGAGAAAAAGUCCAAGAAGGUUAAAAAAGAAAAAGAAAAAUCUAAGAGCAAGUACGACAGUAAGUACAAAAAGGAAAAAAAGAAAAAGUAUAAGGGCCUAGACCUUGAUAUGCGUCAGCUUAUGGACGAGAAGAGAAAGAUAAAGAGGAUACUAAAACGCCAGAGAGACAGCUACGACUGCUCGCUUUCACCAUCGCCGGAUAGAAAGCGCGGGUACAGAUCGCCAUCGACGAAUUGGGAUCGUGGUGGUAGAUCGCCCCCAGCCGCGUACAGGCGCGCCAAUCGAUCGCCAUCGACUAAGUUCGAAAGGUGGAUAAGACAGUCACCAUCGCCGAGUGGUAAAUAUCCCAGCCGCGCUUCACCGUCAAGAGAUAGGUGGUCGAGACGCUCAUCUGUUUCACCCAGCUCUAGCAGACGACGGAGACGCUCGUCUUCAUCGUCUAGCGAAAGUCAACUUAGGCGUUCGCCAUCGUUGUCUCGUGAGAGGAGGUUUAAGCGCUCGCCAGUAUCUCCUAGCGAGAGACGGUUCAAGCGCUCGCCAGUAUCUCCUAGCGAGAGACGGUUCAAGCGCUCGCCAGUAUCUCCUAGCGAGAGACGGUUCAAGCGCUCGCCAGUAUCUCCUAGCAGCAGACGGUACAAGCGCUCGCCAGUAUCUCCUAGCGAGAGACGUUUCAAGCGCUCGUCGGUAUCUCCUAGUGACAGACAGUUGUCGACGGUUUCCCCUCCUCCCAAUAGGAGUUACAGGUAUUCGUCUCCUUCUCCCAGCGUCAAGCGGUUCAAGCGUACACAAAUGCCCCCCAGCGAGAGACCGUUAAGGCGCUCGCCAUCACCUCCUAGCGAAAGACGCUUCUCGCGAUCAUCAAUUUCUCCUUCUGGCGAUAGAAAUUCCAGGCGCUCGUCUCUUUCUCCCGGCGCCAGGAUUUUCCAACGCUCCCCAUCCCAAUACAAAUGGACCCGGACUUCGCCGCUAUCUUUCGGCGAAAUAAAUUCUAUGCUACGAUGGGAAACUAGAUCACCGUCGGCGCCCAGAUUCACCCAGUCUGCCAUGGGCAAUUACGCGGACUUGCGUAAGACGUCGCUUUCUCCUGUUUUCGACUCCAUCAAGAGAAAGAGUUCUCUGCCACCCGAAGCUUUAGGAAGUUCCGCAACGAGCAAGACAAAGUCUGGAAACGAAAUUGGCGACCAGUGGGACAUACCUGGGAAAGCUGAUCUGAGCCCGAUCUCGACUAGUUCUGCCAGUAGCCGGAAAAACUCCUUGCCGUCUGAUUCGGUGUCGUCCAAGCCGUGCACAACGACUGCCGAUCCAGCGGUACAAGACGAGAGCGCAAGUUGAAAAGCAGUAGAAAAGCGCGAGAGAAUCCUACAAAGUACUCUAAUGAGAGCUGACUCAUAUUGAUUUUUUGUAAUGUAUUAGCGAUUUGCUGAGUAAAUAGCAAGCAGGUCUCGACUUUUCUUCUUUAAUUUUUUUUAUGCUGGAAACUUGUAGUUUCGAACUUUGAGUUGAUUUGUUGAUUGAAAUAUUUUUUUACAUAUUAGUAAAUACUACAUAGUGUACAUGACUUAAUUGUAGAUAAUGGUGCGAUAUCGUUUGUACACUAGCUUCGGUUUACCAAUCGACCUUUAAAGAGAAUCCCUUUUUUUUACAAACCUGCAGAAUAUUUUAGUCGAGAUUUGAACAUUACUUACGGUUGAUUUUACAUUAUCGAAAGCAAAAAUUGAAUUAAACUAUUUUCGGACUAAAGUUAUAUAGAACUAUAUAUGCGUUAAUCUUGCAAAAUGAUGUUACUAAAGCAUAGCCGAGGGUAUAUAGAUAUACCACGACGCAUUUUUUGUAAGAAAAGAGAUACGUUAACAUUUUUCCCACUUCUAAAACUGUACGUAGUGACAUUAAUCGCAUAUACCGAAGUGAUGCAGAAAUAACCUAUUGCCAAUUGAUCCAAAGUAACGCGUUUUGUACCUAUGCAGAACCUACUGUUGUUAUUAUUAUUAUUAUUAUUAUUAUUAUUACUUUGAUGAAAAUGAGUGAACUGUUAGAUAGACUUGCGGCUUGUUGCGCCGCCGCUAUAUACGUAAUAUACUAAAUUAUUAAGAGGUGCCAUUAUACAUCGUAAAACCGCUAUUAUUGUUACGCGCGCGCCACGGUGUAUACACGUGUGCGAAUGAUUGUGAUAAAGAGGAAAAAUUUCUUAAGAAAAAUUACUUACACCAUACCUACCUCGAUUGGUAUUGACUGAAUCGUUGCAUGCGCCAAGUCUUGUAUGUAUGAGCCAUGUAACUAUUUGUCGCAGACGAUUUUUUUUUCCUUUUAUUCUAAGUGAUUUGCGUGAAGCAAGAUUGUUCACACGAAUAUUCUUGUAAAAACCAAGCGUUACAUUUGCGAUAAAUACUUAGAAACAAUCUUUUUUUAAAUAAAGAUAUUUUUAUACGUA
Messenger RNA from Nasonia vitripennis (jewel wasp), 6972 nucleotides. Its product is annotated as serine/arginine repetitive matrix protein 2. The record is from RefSeq and is a predicted model, not a curated record. The transcript is spliced from 8 exons. Gene Ontology annotation, molecular function: methyltransferase activity. Bases 447 to 5876 code for a protein of 1809 amino acids. NCBI's taxonomy places the organism in Eukaryota, Metazoa, Arthropoda, Insecta, Hymenoptera, Pteromalidae.